Rodentolepis nana is the source of this 1506-nucleotide messenger RNA. The record is from the annotation of a GenBank genome assembly. Lineage: Eukaryota; Metazoa; Platyhelminthes; Cestoda; Cyclophyllidea; Hymenolepididae.
AAGUUGAAAACUGAAUCUAAAGCCCCUCACAAGGAAUCCGAGGCGCUAAAAGCUGCCAAGGAGGUUACCAAAGUCAGUAAGGACGUAGCCGACGCGGCGUCGGUAGCAGGCGGUUCUGGAGCCCGGGCAUCAGACAUCCGAAACAAGUUCGAAAAAGGUGACAGCUUCCAAGAUGCCGACAAGAACAAGGAAGUGAAGAAACGCAAGACGAAGUUGAAGUAUGCGGGAGUGGGUAGUGUGAAAGAGAAAUUCAUUAAGGAGGCGGAAAAGGCUGUGAACGGCACACCGUCGGAUAAACAACCACGGAAGAUGAAGGAGAUUACACCACCGAGGGAGGGUGUAGCGACAGGCGUUCUGGAAUCUCAACCUGCAGCUAGGCCGGAGGGUGUUGUAGCUGCGAGUGUAGGUGAACAGACGGAUUAUAUUGGGAUUGGAAAGAAAACCAAGGACGUCGACGAAGAAAAUGGCGAAGUGGAAGGGAAGAAGGCAGCAGGUGCCGCCGAAUCCGAUGAAUUGAGACAAGUCGCCACAGAGGCAACUCGAUCAGCCAAAGCCCGAUGGAAGGAUAUUGAAUCAGGCAAAGUGGAAACUAAAGUUGAAAAGACUAAAAUCGAAUUGGGCAAUAGUACGCAGGGUGGAAUCUACGAAAAUGAACCAGACAAGCUUCUAGACAUCGCUAGGCAGGAGAAAGACGACGAUGCUCAUUUGGUUAUUACAGCGAGCGCCGCUGAACGCAAAAACGCCUUCCUAAAGAAAGCUGCUGAAGAGAGCAAAGUCAAGCGCCUCGAUCCCAAGGCUGAGCUUCAAGAACUUGCAAGCAAAGAGAAGAACGUCGUCUAUGAAAGCACUCCAGCUGCACGUCCAGACGACGUUGUCGCCGCAGACAAGGCCGCUGUUGACGACUACCUGAAUCUCUCUGGUGCAAAGUCAAUUAGAGAGAAAUUCCUGGAUCCCAGUAAACUCCAGAAUGAAAUCAAGAAAACGACAUUUGAACUACGCGGUGAAGGCGGAGUCUACGAGAAUGAGCCGCAACAGCGCGACGACGUUGUCCGAGGCGGGGAAGCAGAUGAAGCUCCAGCACCCGGAGAUGUGAAAUGGGCCUCAGCAGCAAAGGAGCGUUUCAUGAAAGACGCCGAAGAGAGGGCGAAGGCUAUCAAGAAGACUGAGAAAAUCUCUCUUGUCGAGGGCGCAGUGGGACCGACUGUCUACGAGAGUCAGCCGGCUAACUCCGCUGCCGAUGCCAAAGCAGAUCAAGAGGAAGGUGAACAAUUAGUGGGUGCCUUCACCACCAGUGCUAAGCAGCGGUUCCUGGAGAAACAGAAGGAAGCCGACGAGGCGGCGAAAAAGAAGGCAACUCCUGGCAUUAUUGAUAUCUGGAGUGAAAUGCCAAAGGAGAGUGGCGUGUUCGAGAAUGUUCCAGCCGCGCAUAUGGAGGGAGUAGUGGUCUCUGGAAAGUACUCUGACGAUGAGGAAGAGGAGGAGGACGAGGAGGAGGAAGAAGAGUAA